Messenger RNA from Megalopta genalis, 2820 nucleotides. RefSeq names its product PI4KA lipid kinase complex subunit hyccin (gene Hyccin). Gene Ontology annotation, cellular component: plasma membrane. Gene Ontology annotation, biological process: protein localization to plasma membrane; phosphatidylinositol phosphate biosynthetic process. The record is from RefSeq and is a predicted model, not a curated record. Lineage: Eukaryota; Metazoa; Arthropoda; Insecta; Hymenoptera; Halictidae.
AAAACGCUCAAACUGUCAGCCAAAAGCGACUGUUGAUAAUUUGGCUGAUUACUGUAUGUACACCCGUGUGAAGCUGACUCACCAUAUUAACCAAUAUUAAUGAUAAAGCUACUGUUAUCGUCUAUAAAUACAUAUGUAUUUAUCUAUGCUGUCCGCCUUGUAUGUAACGUAACUAUGCUGCGCAUUCAAUCACAGAUCACAGUACAUAUAUAAAAUUAUCCCUUGAUAGCAUCUCAUUCCGAGCCCCUCAAUCUCAUGGCGUGUCCAAUAACAUUCCUCAUCGUUCCUAACUACGAACUACCUCCGAGUCGUGAAUCAAUAAGAAAUAGCGACUACUACUUGAUAACGUCUCGUCCAGUUUUUCAAGUCACGUGACACUAACAAGGGAAAGCUGUAGUUACAAGUGUCAGAUUCACAAUUGAGAAUUGAGUGUCGUUGGGGCAAGACAUGGAGGUAAUUGAAAAGUAUUCCAGGACGAUUCCGACUAAUUUUUAACUAUGUUGACUGUCAUCAGUUAAUGAGAAGGUGAUCCUAAUCAAGAUCGUAAGAUAUACAUUCGAGAUAUUGAAAUUGUGCGUAUCAGUGAUGUUAAACAAUGUCAAUGAUUUUUAACGUUAUUACAAUUGUCGACUUAGUAUGUCACUUGAUCGUCAAGUUCGUAAUAGAUUUCCCAUAAAUUCGGUAACAGACUGUGAGUUAAAAAACUGUGUUGCUCCACCGAAAUGUCGUUUUUAAGAAUCGUUCGUAAAUAGCUACUAUCCAUUGAAAUUUGGUGUAAUGAUUUUCAAAGUGUCAGAUGGUUCAUUCUGGAUGCCAAAGUUUCUGAUCAACAAGAUUCUGAUUUAUUGACACAGGCGAGAGAAAAGUAAAAAUGACUGAGAGUUUAAUAAAUGAAUGGCUGGCGGACUGUGCGGAUGUCUCGUCUUCAGAGCUUCACACUUUUGCUUCAACUUUAUUACAAGACAAUGAGAUUGUCAGAGCACUUUAUGUGCUUUUGGAAGAGCGUAGUAAAUACAGUCAGUUGAUGGACACAGUAUGUGAUCAGUUAUACAAUUUUUACCGUUCUCGGGAAACAGAACUGCAAAGGUUUACCUUGCAAUUUUUGCCGACAUUGGUAUAUAUUUAUUUAAAUUCUGCAGCUCAUGGUGAUAUCAAGAAUUGCCGGUCUGUGGAAACAUUAUUGAUUGGACUGUAUAAUCUAGAAAUAGUGGACAAAACUGGGCAACAAAAAGCAAUUUCUUUUAGAGUACCCUCUCUUGCCAUGCUGUCUAUAUUUCAUGAGCCUGCAAGUUUAGCACCUGCUUCCUUAACAGAAAGUGCUGUGCGUAGAUUUGAAGAAUGUAAUACAAAAUUAGUUAGCUGGGGACCGCUGCAUCAAGUAGAAACGUUGAAUGCACAGAACAGAUUAAAAGUGAUGACUGCUCUUCUCUUCAUUUAUAAUCAACAACUUGGUUAUAUAAAUAAAUUUGCUUUAGAACAAUUAUGCAAAGUUGCAACCAAACUUGUCACUCAAGGAUUCAUGAAACCAGGACAUCAUCAAAGAUCAUCGUAUGGAAGCGAGUCUAGUUUUGUUCCCAGGCUACUACCUCGUAUACCUGUAUCAAGUCAAUUUCUCCUUGAAUUUUUACAUGCUGUAUAUUUUGCUAUGUACAAUGACUGCUGGUACUUAGGUACACAAGCAGUGGAAGAUAUUCACAAUCGAGCAUGUUAUGAAGCGUACCCAGAUGUCAUGCUAGUCACAAACGCUAUACGUAAUUCUGCCAGUUCUGGACCAUCAGGUCAACUUAGCGAUGGAUCCAUUGGUGUAAGCAUUGCAUUGUCACCAAGUGCGACUGCAACAGUAUCUAAGUCCAUGAUUACAAACGCCUCCUUCCGGACGAAAAAAUUACCAGAUGACAUACCGAUUCAAGUUACGAAAGAAGAUUCCGGUGGAGAAGGUAAAAGUAAUCUUGUAUCAAUCAGUGAAGAAGACACAGCAGAGCCAAACAGAGUUGGUUCGAUGAGACAAUCGAAAGAUCAGAAAACUGCGUCGAAAAUCGCGAAUUUUCCGGUUCUUGGGAAAAAGCCUAGGGAAAAGGAUGGCAAGGUGGCUAAAAAUGCACAUGCCAGUGUCUCAGACAAAGAAAAGAAACUUGGAUCUCAGACGACUUCAAAAGAGAGUAUUAAAGGUAGUUCUUCAAUGUUAAAUAGUGAACCGACAGAGCUUGAUGGAAACGUAAAUGGGUGUUCAAUCAGAAAAAAGAAUACUAGCGUAGAAAAUAAUUCAGUUACAGUAGAUGCUAAUGUUUCAUUAAUCGAUGGUGAACGUCACGCGUUGGGCGGAGACAUAGAUAAUACUAAUAAGGAGACUACAAUUAACUUAAGAGCACACAAUGAAGCAGAUUCAUUGACUUCAUCUAUCCAGGUCAGCUCUGUUUAAAUUAUGAAAGAAAGUAGAUUUAGAAAAUGGAAACGAAAUAGUAGUGGUGGGCUAUACUGAAUAAAUAUAAAGUUUCCUUUUUCCACGUCGGUUGUAUAUAGUUUUUCCUUUCAAUGUAGUGGUUCUUUAAAGAAUAUUGAGUCAGCAUUUAAGGAAGUUUUGUGAUUUAAGAUAAAGAACAUUGUACACGUCACAUUUUUUCAGACAUGGCUCAUUACUACACGGAUCUCCGUAACAAAUUAAAAAAAAAAAAAAUGAAAAACAAUAUAAUAGGGAAGGGAACAAUAAAUUAAGACGAUGUACGAUUUCUUUUGUUGGAUGUACAUAAAUAUGCGUUAAAAGAUUCUGUUAAUUGUCUUUAUAAUAUGUGCUUUGAUAUAUUAAACAUGUGUUUUAACAUA